CUCCAUAACAUAAACUGGCGGCCGAAAUCUUCGUUUCCCAACAUCUUUAACAACACAACACCCCCAAAAUUCUUCUCCCAAAAACCAUCUUCAAACCACUUCAAAGAAUUGACGACAGAUCUUCAUGAGUUCAAAAACCAGCGCAGCAGCAUCCAACGUUUCCUGCACCUCGGGAAACAACAACAACUACUCAACUUACUCCGCUUUCCUUUGCAUCUUCUCAAGCUUCUUCAAGAACCCAAUCAUUUACUUAAACUUUCUUCUAAUUAAAGCCAUCGGUAGAACCCUUUCAUCCGCUCGAAUCUUAGUAUCUUUCCAUCCAUAGUGACGCUAGUAAGUAAUCAGAACCCGCUUGCGAGAUUUUCCAUCAUGGUUUUUUCUCAAUUAACCGCUUUAAUGGAAGACAAAACAUGCAAACCGUUUGCACCAUCCAAGAACUAUUUGCACCUCCCGUUAAACCCGCCCGACGCCACGUCAGAUAGUUUCGAACUUGAUUUCUCCGAUACAUUUGGUCCUCUACCCACUCACGGAACUUCUGAAAUCUCAACCGAAACUAUAUACGAUGACCCGGUGGUCAUCUGCAACCGAUCACAUUCUCUAGUGGGCCCUACGCCACGUGUUAGCCACUUGCUAAACCUAAAGAAGCUAACCAUAUGUGAAACAGAGGAACUAGAGGAUUUUAACGAUGUGGCGGUUGAAGGAGUUGAGGAAAGCUGCGAGAAGGUGCAGAGUGUAGGGCUUGAAGAUUUCGAGGUUAUGAAAGUUGUGGGCCAGGGGGCGUUCGGGAAAGUUUAUCAAGUUAGAAAGAAGGAUAAUUUGGAAAUAUAUGCGAUGAAGGUUGUGAGGAAAGAUAAGAUUGUGGAGAAAAAUCAUGCGGAGUAUAUGAAAGCCGAGAGGGAUAUUCUAACGAAAGUUGAUCAUCCGUUUAUCGUCCAACUCAGAUAUUCUUUCCAGACUAAGUAUAGACUUUACCUUGUGUUGGACUUUGUGAACGGAGGGCAUCUCUUUUUCCAGCUCUAUCACCAUGGGUUGUUUCGUGAGGAUCUGGCCCGUAUAUAUGCUGCAGAGAUUGUUUCAGCUGUUUCUCACCUUCAUGCAAAUGGCAUAAUGCAUAGGGAUCUUAAGCCAGAAAAUAUUCUACUUGAUGUGGAUGGCCAUGCUUUGCUUACCGACUUUGGGCUAGCAAAGGAAUUUGACGAAAAUGCAAGGUCCAAUUCUUUAUGUGGGACGGUAGAAUACAUGUCGCCCGAAAUUAUUCUUGGUAAGGGCCAUGAUAAGGCUGCGGAUUGGUGGAGUGUUGGAAUCUUGUUGUUUGAGAUGCUCACAGGCCGGCCACCAUUUCAUGGAGGAAAUCGAGAAAAAAUCCAGAAAAAGAUAGUGAAGGAUAAAUUAAAGCUACCUGCAUUUUUGACAAGCGAAGCACACUGCCUGCUGAAAGGGUUGCUGCAAAAGGAUCCAAAUAAGAGGCUUGGAAACGGGUCAAUGGGAAGCGAUGAGAUAAAGCAUCACAAAUGGUUCAAGCCAAUAAACUGGAAAAGAUUAGACGCUCGAGAAAUCCAGCCCACUUUUCGACCCGAAGUUGCAGGAAACCAAUGCAUUGCUAAUUUUGAUAAACGUUGGACCGAUAUGCCGCUAUUGGACUCCCCUGCAUCUAGCCCAAACGCUUCUGCAAACCUCUUUCAGGGAUUUACUUACGUCAAGCCUGCAGCCUCUUUUCUCAGGAGAAACAGCCCGGUCUGCUGAUCUUUUCCGUUUGUUUUAUGGUUUCUUAAUGUGAAACUCUGUUCUAUUUCAUUAUCAUGUUGGUCCCUUUUUACUUUUUACAACACUUUCGUGAUGUGUUUGGUUGUGGAUGUCGGAUUUUAAUGUGUUUAAUUACUACUUAAUUUCUUUUGUGUUUA
Helianthus annuus (common sunflower) is the source of this 1901-nucleotide messenger RNA. Its product is annotated as serine/threonine-protein kinase AtPK2/AtPK19. The record is from RefSeq and is a predicted model, not a curated record. Bases 370 to 1743 code for a protein of 457 amino acids. The transcript has 7 exons. NCBI's taxonomy places the organism in Eukaryota, Viridiplantae, Streptophyta, Magnoliopsida, Asterales, Asteraceae. Gene Ontology annotation, molecular function: ATP binding; protein serine/threonine kinase activity. Gene Ontology annotation, biological process: protein phosphorylation.